UUCCGGCUGCCGGGUUGACAUGAAGAAGCAGCGGCUAGGGCGGCGGUAGCGGCGGGAGUCGAGGCUUGCAGCGGGACUCCCGGCUGAGUGCGCGACGCGGCCUAGAGCGGCAGACGGCGCAGUGGGCAGAGGAGGAGGCGCAGCAGCCGCCCUGGCCCGUCAUGGAGAUGGAAAAGGAGUUCGAGCAGAUCGACAAGGCCGGGAGUUGGGCGGCCAUUUACCAGGAUAUCCGACACAAAGCCAGCGACUUCCCGUGUAGAGUGGCCAAGCUUCCCAAGAACAAAAACCGAAACAGGUACAGAGAUGUCAGUCCCUUUGACCAUAGUCGGAUUAAACUACAUCAAGAGGAUAACGACUAUAUCAAUGCUAGUUUGAUAAAAAUGGAAGAAGCGCAAAGAAGUUACAUUCUUACUCAGGGCCCUUUGCCUAAUACGUGCGGUCACUUUUGGGAGAUGGUCUGGGAGCAGAAAAGCCGGGGCGUGGUCAUGCUCAACAGAGUGAUGGAGAAAGGAUCGUUAAAAUGUGCGCAGUAUUGGCCACAAAAAGAAGAAAAGGAAAUGAUUUUCGAAGACACAAAUUUGAAAUUAACAUUGAUCUCUGAAGAUAUUAAGUCAUAUUAUACAGUACGACAACUAGAGUUGGAAAACCUUAUGACUAAAGAAACUCGAGAGAUCCUGCAUUUCCAUUAUACUACAUGGCCCGACUUCGGAGUUCCCGAAUCGCCAGCCUCAUUCCUGAACUUUCUUUUCAAAGUCCGCGAGUCGGGCUCACUCAGCACGGAGCACGGCCCCGUCGUGGUGCACUGCAGCGCCGGCAUUGGCAGGUCGGGGACCUUCUGUCUCGCCGACACCUGUCUCUUGCUGAUGGACAAAAGGAAAGACCCUUCUUCUGUUGAUAUCAAGAAAGUUCUGUUAGAAAUGAGGAAAUUUCGGAUGGGACUGAUCCAGACAGCAGACCAGCUCCGUUUCUCCUACCUGGCUGUGAUCGAAGGUGCCAAAUACAUCAUGGGAGACUCCUCAGUUCAGGAGCAGUGGAAGGAGCUCUCCCACGAGGACUUGGAGCCCCUGCCUGAGCACGUCCCCCCGCCUCCCCGGCCACCCAAACGCAUCCUGGAGCCACACAAUGGGAAGUGCAAGGAGUUCUUCCCCAACCACCAGUGGGUAAAGGAUGAGUCCGAGGAGGAUAAAGAAGACGGCCCGAUCAAGGAAGAAAGCAGAACCCCCUUAGGAGCCCCCUGCAGCCUAGAAAGCACGAGUCAAGACACUGAAGUCAGAAGGCGGGUCGCUGGGGCAGGUCCUACCCAAGGGGAGCCGUCGCCAUCUACGGAGGAGCAGGACCAGGCGCUGACUCACUGGAAGCCCUUCCUGGUCAACAUGUGCAUGGCCACGGUCCUCACGGCCGGCGCGUACCUCUGCUACAGGGUCUCUGCUUACUGAAGUGCCCUCGUGUGUACGUCCGGCCUACCCUUGCAUGGUCAGAUCAUUAUGGGCUGUGGCUCCUGAGACUGAUGCUGAACUACUUGCUGUUCAGCACUGGAGGGAUGUUUUCCAGUCACAGACACUUGCCUAAUUCCUGGCAUGACACUCUGGUGACUUCCUGGUGAGGCCUGGCCUGUCCUGGUCCAGCUGGGUCCCACUGUAACUCAGACAUUCCAAGGGGAUGGGAAGCCAUAGUCACACCUCACGCUCUGGACAUUUAGACAAGCAGGGUCCGCUGCUCACGCACCUUUGGGAUCAGCCUCCACUAUCCCAAGUUCACACUCUUCUUGAGAAGACUGUCAUUUGGAACCAAGGCAACUGUUGGAAACCACACUUCUUGAAGCAACGUGGAUGAUGAUGGUCCCUGGAGUCAGCCAGCUGCUGUCUCAGUCGGGAGGGCCUUGCUGAGCGAGGCGUCUGCCCCUGCCCUUGAACCCCGGGGACCGACGGUGCUCACGACUCUUCCUGCAAGGGGGACUUAAGACCUCCACAUUAAGUGGCUUUUUUAACAAGAAAAAAGGCAGCUGUAGCUCCCGAGCUGCCCUUUUGCCAGCAUUUUCACAUUUUGCCUUUCACGUGUGAGAAGCCCGUGUAGCGAGAUUCUGGGGUGGGAUGCUAGAGGCAGAGCCCCACAGAGCCCGGGUGAGGUGUGGGUAAGGCCGAGGUGCCAGGCUGUAAGCAUUUUUGAGUUGGGCUUGUUUGUUUGUUUUUGAAGUCCUGUAUAUGUAUGUAGUAGUUUGGGUGUGUAUAUAUAGUAGCAUUUCAAAAUGGAUAUACUGGUUUAAUCUCCUAUCCUUGGGAAGCAGAUGGCUCGCCAUCUUGUUACACGUAUGUUAGAGAAGUAGCAAGCUGCUCUGCUAUAUGCCUUAAGCCAAUAUUUACUCAGCAGGUCAUUAUUUUUUACAAUGGCCAUGGAAUAAACCAUUUUUACAAAAAUAAAAACAAACAAAAAAAGCGAGGUGUUUUGGUAUAAUACCUUUUCAGGUGUGUGUAUACGUGGAUGCAUGACGGGGUGGGGAGGGGGGCGCGUCUCAGGGUCUUCUGUGACCUCACAGAACUGUCAAACUGUACAGUUUUCCAACUUGCCAUAUAAAUGAUG
Pteronotus mesoamericanus is the source of this 2577-nucleotide messenger RNA. RefSeq names its product protein tyrosine phosphatase non-receptor type 1 (gene PTPN1). Lineage: Eukaryota; Metazoa; Chordata; Mammalia; Chiroptera; Mormoopidae. The coding region runs from base 162 to 1436 and encodes 424 amino acids. Gene Ontology annotation, biological process: negative regulation of ERK1 and ERK2 cascade; negative regulation of PERK-mediated unfolded protein response; peptidyl-tyrosine dephosphorylation. The transcript is spliced from 10 exons. Gene Ontology annotation, molecular function: protein kinase binding; non-membrane spanning protein tyrosine phosphatase activity. Gene Ontology annotation, cellular component: endoplasmic reticulum; cytoplasm; early endosome. The record is from RefSeq and is a predicted model, not a curated record.